AUCCGUUCGUUUGUUUACUCUGCUCGCUGGUUUUCUGGCACGGACAAUGAGCUCUCUGCCUCAAAGACGGCAAAAACUUGUUUUGAAAUAACCAAUUUGUUUAAUUUGAAUUCCCGAAGCGUUCACCGCAGUUGUCUUUGAGAGUUUCUGCAUUGAGGUUGGUAAAAUGAAGCGGAGCGUACUAGGAGCAACGCUGCUCCUGGCCCUGGUGGGCCCACUAAUCGCCCACAGUUCUGACAACUUGGUGGUUUACGGCUACCAGUGCCGGAAAGGUCUCUGCCAGAAGGUGGAGCUCAGCGAGGACAACUUCGCCCAGGCGAUAAGCCUUCCCGUGUGUCGUCUUUUCUGCGGCAGCACCAUCGGCACUGUUUGGCCUAAGCCAACAGGUGCUGUACGUCUGGAUUCGCUGAUGCGCCAGGUGGACAUCUCGUUAAUCGACUUUAAUUUCAAUGGAACCAUCGCCCGCAAGGAGAAGCUAUGGAAAGCGGCCGAAAACCGCUGGAUGGACUUGCUGGACGCCAAGAUCCCUGAGCGCAAGAUCCUUGCCAGGGGAGGCUAUCGCAUGUCCGUCAACAUCAACACUCCCGACGACGGCGCUCCGGCCAAACUCACCCUGGACACCGAUGAAAGUUACGUCCUGGACAUCGAUACAGAUGUGUCGGGUCAUGUACUAGCCAACAUUACUGCGGCUAAUUUCUUUGGCGCCCGCAACGGUCUGGAGACCCUGGCCCAGUUGAUCGUCUACGAUGAUAUCAGAAGGGAGGUCCAAGUGACCGCCAACGCCACCAUCAGUGAUUCGCCGGUGUACAAGUGGCGUGGAUUGCUUCUGGACACUUCCCGGAACUUCUAUUCGGUGAAGUCGAUCAAGAGGACGUUGGAGGGCAUGGCCUUGGUCAAGCUGAACACCUUCCACUGGCACAUCACAGACUCACACAGCUUCCCCUUGGAGGUGAGCAAGCGCCCUGAGCUCCACAAGCUGGGAGCCUACUCCCAGCGUCAGGUUUACAGCCGCCGCGACGUAGCCGAAGUUGUGGAAUACGGUAGAGUGCGAGGCGUGCGCGUGAUGCCAGAGUUCGAUGCGCCCGCUCAUGUGGGCGAGGGAUGGCAGCACAAGAACAUGACCGCCUGCUUCAAUGCCCAGCCGUGGAAGGAUUUCUGUGUAGAGCCGCCGUGCGGACAGUUGGAUCCCACCGUAGAGGAUAUGUACAAUGUGCUGGAGGACAUCUAUGAAACUAUGUUUGGCCAGUUCGAUCCUGACGUGUUCCAUAUGGGCGGCGACGAGGUGUCCACCAAUUGUUGGAACAGCAGUCGUACUAUCCAGACGUGGAUGAAGAAGCAGGGCUGGGGCCUGGAGACCGCCGACUUUAUGCGCCUGUGGGGCCACUUCCAGACGAACGCGCUCAGCCGGGUGGACAAGGUAGCCAAUGGCACCCACACGCCCAUCAUCUUGUGGACCAGUGGUCUUACCGAGGAGCCCUUCAUCGACGAGUAUCUAAACCCGGAGCGCUACAUUAUUCAAAUCUGGACGACGGGCCUUGAUCCCAAGGUGAAGAAGAUCCUGGAGCGGGGCUAUAAGGUGAUUGUGUCCAACUACGAUGCCCUAUACUUGGAUUGCGGCGGCGCAGGCUGGGUGACCGACGGCAACAACUGGUGCUCUCCCUACAUCGGCUGGCAGAAGGUGUACGAUAACAGUCUGAGGACCAUUGCCGGCGACUACGAGCACCAUGUCCUGGGCGCAGAGGGAGCUAUCUGGUCGGAGCAGAUCGACGAGCAUACGCUAGACAAUCGUUUUUGGCCGAGGGCCAGUGCACUAGCCGAACGCCUGUGGUCAGAUCCUGUGCAGGUCUGGCGGGACGCUGAGGCGCGUCUGCUGCUGCACCGCGAGAGGCUGGUAGAGAACGGUCUGGCCGCGGAGGCUAUGCAGCCGCAGUGGUGCCUACAGAACGAGCACGAGUGUCCCAUUGACGCGUACGAUGCACAAGCGGCUUGAUCCGCGGUUAUUAAGCCUUCCCCGAUGAUAAUGGUCACUAUUCUUGUAGUUUUAGUCCAGGUGGCGGUGGUGGGCGUCUUUGGUUGAUCGUCCUGCUCUUCCAGCUAUUCACAGCUCUCUCCGCCUGAAAUAAAUCAGAUACAAGGCUCAAAAGUGACCUUACGCAA
Molecule: messenger RNA, 2157 nt
Organism: Drosophila serrata
Lineage: Eukaryota; Metazoa; Arthropoda; Insecta; Diptera; Drosophilidae
Gene: Hexo1
Product: beta-hexosaminidase 1
Biological process (GO): protein deglycosylation; carbohydrate metabolic process; glycosaminoglycan metabolic process
Cellular component (GO): plasma membrane
Molecular function (GO): beta-N-acetylglucosaminidase activity
Source: RefSeq, a predicted model, not a curated record